This is a messenger RNA of Drechmeria coniospora, 714 nucleotides long. RefSeq lists its product as uncharacterized. The coding region runs from base 1 to 714 and encodes 237 amino acids. NCBI's taxonomy places the organism in Eukaryota, Fungi, Ascomycota, Sordariomycetes, Hypocreales, Ophiocordycipitaceae. The record is from RefSeq and is a predicted model, not a curated record. The transcript has a single exon.
AUGGCGCACGAAGACGAAGCGGAGACUGAUGCCGGGAUGCAACAACGGGCCGAGCAGGGGCAACGCGAUGACCAUCUUCCGAUUCCACAUCCGCCGCCGCGUUCAACCGAACCAGGAACGCCGCAACGAUCGAGAAAGUCGGGUUCAAAGGCGGCGAGAGCAAGGGCUCGGGCCACGAAGGCGACCGAUUACAAGCCAAAACACCCCUCGCCUUUGAGCCAAUGCUGGAAUCAAGAUAGUCUCCCCCCGUCGCCCACUCUUUCAGCAGAUGUUGCUCCGGGAGACGUCGCGCCUCACUUCUUGCACCCUUAUCCUCCACCUCCUGCUUCUGACCGCGAUGAAGCACCACAGCAACGCCAGGAAAUCUCGUACGGUUUUCCGAGAGAAUCGCUCUCUGCCUGGGAAAUCUGGUGCAACGAGCCGACCGAAUCCAUAUACAGAGAUGACAUGGAAGACAUGCAGGAUCCCGACUUCAACCGGAUGUAUGAAGCUGCUGGACCGGACUUUGCGACCCUGAUGAAUAUCAUCGCACUGGAGCAAGAGCAGCAGCGACUACAGCAGCCGCCGAUCGGCACGGGCAGACCGAGAAGUAGUGUGAGCAUACGGCCACGCCCGACGCAGGAGCUGGUCGAUACGCACCAAAAUCCGCCAUCUCAGGAUACGUCACGCUCCCAAAAUGACACCUCACGCUCUUCAUCGUCGAAACGUGCAUAG